Messenger RNA from Exophiala xenobiotica, 2525 nucleotides. RefSeq lists its product as uncharacterized. Gene Ontology annotation, biological process: Ras protein signal transduction. Gene Ontology annotation, molecular function: GTPase activity; GDP binding; GTP binding. Gene Ontology annotation, cellular component: plasma membrane. The record is from RefSeq and is a predicted model, not a curated record. The transcript is spliced from 3 exons. NCBI's taxonomy places the organism in Eukaryota, Fungi, Ascomycota, Eurotiomycetes, Chaetothyriales, Herpotrichiellaceae. Bases 834 to 1646 code for a protein of 270 amino acids.
CAUGGUUCAUCAUGGUUUAUCAUUUCCCUCAAGGAUCAACGGGGUCCUUUGUGCACGUUCAUCUUGCUACCUGAUCACCCGUUGAUGCUUUCACCAUGCUUCUCUUCCCUUCGCCUCACAGUUGAUCCUCUACAUACUCGUAUGACUAUCAUCAUCGCAAAAGCCUUCUCAAACCCUUGCUGCCCGAAUUGUGGGACUCUCUCUCGCUGAACCCUUGUCGCCCACCAGCCUUCCCGAAACUCAUUCCCUCACACACCUGUUUCCCAUUUUCUUCCACUCCUUUAUCAGAAUCACACGACCAGGCCAGACCAGACCGGACCAUCCAUCUUCCUCUUCUCCCUGGGUCUUGCAUCUCUCCUGCGCCUGCCUCGGAGUCCACGAUCCACGACAUCAUACCUCGUUUCGAGCGCUGCGCUUUUUUUCUUUCGACAACCACUCUACCUGCAGUUCGACUUCAAACCUCGCCGCGACCUACUCUGUGCCAUCCCACGCUUUCUCGCCUCCCAUCGCUAUCACGUCGAAUAUUCCGAAUACCAGCCUACAUCGUAAAAUCCCAUUUCCGUCCCGACCCAGCUGGCGCAUCCCGAGCCCGUGCACGAUAAACUUGAACCCCUCUCCUGGCGCGAAUUAAAAUCCCGAAAUCCCAAAAAGACAAUUAUUCUGUCAACCCUGAACGCCCGACACUGCGUCUGUGCGGCCUCUCCGAGUUUGGGCAGCGCGUUCGUCAUCGGAGAAUCGACCAUAUAAUAAGCGAUACAAUCUUCAGUCCCAACCUUCCGUCAGAAACAUCGAGCCUAAUUCGAGGGGCAAAGCUGCUCUAAGCUCCCACUACCAUGGCAGACAAGAUAUCCAUUACCAUAUGUGGGGAUGGUGGCUGUGGUAAAUCCUCCAUAACCCUGCGCUUGGUGAGGUCGCAAUGGACUUCAGAGUACGACCCUACUAUCGAAGACUCCUACUCCGUCACUCGAACAGUUGACGGCCUGAACUACUACCUUUCUCUAACCGAUACCGCGGGACAAGAAGAAUACCGAAGUCUAUGGGCGGCCUCCAACCUCCAAUCCGAUGCUUUCCUUCUCGUCUACGAUAUCACCAAUACUGCAUCACUCGAGGGUCUCUCAUGGUUUCUCGACAUGAUUGACAUUGAAGCAGAAAACAGAGAAGAAGAAAAUAGCAGGUUGCUAAGAGAGAAGGGCCCCAAGGUUCGAGGGCGAAGAGAACAAGGGUGGAAGUUCCCUCCUAUCAAGAUCAUGGCUGGUAACAAAUGCGACCUGAAAGAUGCCCGGGUCGUCAGUAGUAAGGUCGGAUGGGAGUAUGCUAAGAGCAAGGGUUGUGGUUUCAUGGAGACCAGUGCAAGAGAGAUGGUCAAUAUUGAAGAGACUUUUGCUUUGAUUGUACGCAGAGUCGUCGAAGCUAGAAGACAGGAAGGCGCGGGUCCCCAGAACUACCCUCAAUAUACUCCCUUCGGUUCCAAAGGGCAUACCCCCAACGUCAGUGGUGCCGGCACUUCUGCAUAUCAAAUGCCCACCUCUAUGCAGCCAAACCAACAGCCGAUCAACCCCAACCCUGUGUCCAUGAACGAGAAAUCCGGAUUCGAUGACGACAACGGAAGCAGACCUUGGUGGAAGAAGAUGUUCUGUUGUGGCUGAGGCCGGUUUAUUGUCAAGUUAUAGUGUACAAUACGGUGGUUGUCUGCAUAUUUCGACAUCGACAUCGACCUCGAUUCGGAUGAGGCUCUGUGACUAUAUCUGAUAAGAGGAGGAUACUGUCUGCCUACAGUCGCAGUCAGACACCUUGCCAGGAUGACCCCUGGCCCCAAGGAGUGCGCUUGUGCAACUUGUUUUCGGGCCAUCGCAUGCACGACAUGCAUGCAUCCUGCCGUGAAGGAUCCUCACGGUGCUGAUCCGGAUCUUUGAUCCCUUGAGUGACCAAGUUGUUCACUCAGUGAAAGCGGCAAUUACAAGCUCCGCGCCUCCGGCUGGUCUCGAUCUCACUCAAAUCGCCGAGUCGACCGUACAGCUCUCCAAAGAACAGAAGACAACUUGACCUUUAAGUCUCGCACCGUGGAAGUCUGAUGUUUCAUAUAUCAACACAUUAACGAUCAUUUGUACUAUUCAUGAGCGACAUACAUUUCUGUAUGGUAUAAAAGGUACAAUCGACAGAAAAUCGGUGCCGCAAGGCCAAAAGUGGAAAUCCUACCUGUACACCAUCGUUGGCUGUAUUCAUUCGGCAAGAUAGUGGUUGACAGAAGGAUUAGGAGUAUGAACUGUACAUUUGACGCAAUACUAUGUGGUCCAUGAUCAGAUGUAAGAAAUGGAGAAACGUUGUCCAUAUAGGUAUCUUUCGAACAUACACCGUACAUGGACUAACCAGGCAGUGACGACAAUGAUUCUCGUCGAGUGGCCGUCGUCGGUAUCCAGUCAGACUUACGCCGUCGCCUAGUACAGGAUCUCAGUUCGCAAGCUGGACGACCGAUGUACUCUGGUAAGAAAGAUCCGACAAUGAAGAAUAUACAGAUACCUAAUGAU